Zingiber officinale is the source of this 970-nucleotide messenger RNA. RefSeq names its product ATP synthase subunit delta, chloroplastic-like. Gene Ontology annotation, cellular component: chloroplast thylakoid membrane. Gene Ontology annotation, biological process: photosynthetic electron transport in photosystem II; proton motive force-driven ATP synthesis; photosynthetic electron transport in photosystem I. The transcript has a single exon. The record is from RefSeq and is a predicted model, not a curated record. The coding region runs from base 46 to 795 and encodes 249 amino acids. NCBI's taxonomy places the organism in Eukaryota, Viridiplantae, Streptophyta, Magnoliopsida, Zingiberales, Zingiberaceae. Gene Ontology annotation, molecular function: proton-transporting ATP synthase activity, rotational mechanism.
CUCCUCCGCUUCCUCCUCGCUUUCGCCGAAGAAAGAAGCGAAGAGAUGGCCGCUCUCCGCUGGUCUCCGAUCGCCCUCCGCCCCGCCGUCGCCGCAGCUCCUUUCUCCGACUCCUCCUCGCCUGCCCGAGUGUCCUGCUUACUCCGCCGCCUCCCCUCCACCGCCCCCUGCCGCUUAAGGAUCCUCUCCCCUUUCCCCCGGCGCCACCGAGGAGGCGGCGCCCUCGGGGCCGUCAUGAUGGACUCUGCCGCUUCGAGCUACGCGACAGCACUCGCCGAGGUCGCCCAUUCGAGCGACUCCCUCGAGAAAACAGCAGCCGACGUCGAGAAGUUGGAGCAGGCGUUCGCCGACCCAGCCAUCGAAUCCUUCUUCUCCAACCCUACCAUCCCAGUGGAGCGGAAAGCCGAGGUGGUGAAGGAGAUUGCUUCCACCCUCGAGCUCCUCCCCCACACCGCCAACUUCCUCAACAUCCUCGUCGACAUGCGGCGUAUCGACAUCUUCAAUGAGAUCGCCAAGGAGUUCGAGUUGCAAUUCAACAAAAUCACAAACACGGAGGUCGCCGUCGUCUCCUCGGUGGUGGAUUUGGAAUCCCAGGACCUUUCCCAGAUCACGAAGGUGGUUCAGCAGUUCACCGGGGCCAAGAACGUGAGGAUCAAGACGGUGCUCGAUCCUUCCCUCAUCGCCGGAUUCACGAUCCGGUACGGGGCAACAGGGUCCAAGUUCAUCGACAUGAGCGUCAAGAAGCAGAUCGAUGAGAUCGCUACACAGCUCGAUUUCUCCUCCAUUUCCUUCUAAUUAUCAGGUCUACAUUUCGGUACUUUUCAUUCAUCUUCUCCAUUUGCACUUCUCCAACAGAUUGUGUAAGUAUCUAUAAUAUACGAUCUAUGAUACAUUUGUGAAUGAUCAAAUUGGUCCUUCAACUGUUUAGAGUGUUGAAGCUAAAUUUUUAAUGUGAUUUUGUGUUCUUAUA